Klebsormidium nitens is the source of this 2033-nucleotide messenger RNA. NCBI's taxonomy places the organism in Eukaryota, Viridiplantae, Streptophyta, Klebsormidiophyceae, Klebsormidiales, Klebsormidiaceae. The record is from the annotation of a GenBank genome assembly.
AUGGCAUCGCGACCGCUUCAUGGCCUGCAAUCCAUGGAAAAAUUUGCAGAGUUCCAAAGAAAUCUGCGCCUAUCUGUGAUUCCAACCGUAGAGGCUCAGCAUGAAGCUGCUGAAGGACCGAGCGCUCGCCUCUUGAAAAACCAGCAGGCUAUCGAAGAGGUGAACAGUUCGUCAGAUAGACCAGCAGGCUGCUCGUCAGAUGACGACGCUCCCAUCGCUGAGCUGAGACGACCAGCAAAAAAAAAAAAGGCGCAAAAGGCUCACCGCACGACUGCGGGACUGGAAGGAGCCACCGCUGGUUUGCAAGCCCAGCUGUCAAUGAAGCCUCCUGGUGGAGAGCUGCAACCGCCUAAGCAAGCUCCCGUGGACGAGGAGGACGAAACAGAGUCGGAAGAAGAGAAGCAGGUUCCGGAGCCGGAUAGGGAGGAUAACGAAGGGGUCGAAUUCGAUCGUCAGGAGGAGUCCGAGGAUGAGGAGACCUCCCAGGACCAGGACAUGAUGGACAACUCGACCCAAGAACCGGUCGACCCUCUCAUAGCUUAUGCGCAGAUGGACGCAGAGAUGAAGGAAGACGAGCUCGCAAACCGCAUCGCAAAGCGCCGGUUGCCUGUGGGUGAGGCAAGCCAUGCUGCACCGUCAAGACGCAGGUCAUAUCAGCUGGAGACCUCCCGAGUAUCGGAACCGAAAACGGCCCCAGAGACAGAGGAGGUGCAGACGGAGGCAAUUGGCAACGAGGCCCCUGUGGAUCUCUCCCAACCCGAGCUCGAUGGUCCCCCUUUUACGGAGGAUCAAAAGUCGGAUGACGAUGCAAUGCUGCAGUACUUUGGGGACGUUUGCCGGAUUGAUAUUCCAAAAAAGAUGGACGUUGAGAAGCCCGACGAGCCGUUGGAGGUGCCCCCAGCCCCUGCCGCCGCAGACCAGGACCCGUGCUUGGACGCAGCGCGGCACUUCCAUAGUAUGGGGGUGCCUACGCUGUCCGUGGACCUCUCCGUCAACUCGAUGGGGGUCAAGACGCCGCGCGGAUUGCCCUCGAGAUGGGGCGCAUGCCGCUUGGACAACUGCCUGAAAGAGUACGUCAAGCCGAGACACAACUCGCUCGCCAUGAUCACCGGAUCCGCCUCGGAUGUGUACGCGGUCGAUGUAGAUCUAAAGGACAACGGAGCUGCAGCUUUUCAGGAGAUGCUCGAGGAGAACGGGUGCCUGCCGAGCGAUACACCCAAGGAACGGACGGGGAGCGGCGGCGUGCACUUGCUCUUCUCGCUCAGAGCCUCUCUAGACGUAGGGCUGAUCAGCGGAGGAUGCAGGAACAAACUCAAGUGGAAGGGUCAGAGGGACACAGGGUCAGAGGGUCCGAAGAGGGUCGGGAUAGAUACUCGCGGAGAUGGUGGCAUGCUCUAUUGCGCCCCGAGCUGCUAUGCUGCCGCAGACGGCGCCCAGCUGGCGUACACUUGGCUGGAGGAGAUCAAGCCCGACCGGUCGAAUCUGCGGUCCAUGCCCCAGUGGUUGAUCUCAUUCAUCAACGGGGAAGGCGCGGCCGCCAGAGAAUCGGUUCGGCACGAUCCCUUCUGGACUGCACCGGCCUCGACGAGCACCGGAGAGGCGGAGGUUGCUCCGGAACCGGCCGUGCUGGAGCGGAUCAAAGCAUGCCUUGCAAAGCACGGGGACACGACUUCCCGCUUUGACAAGAUGAAGCGCUCCGCCGCCGGUUCGAUGUACGUCUUCCGAGUCGACGGGGAGCGCCGAUGCCCCUAUGGGGCCGACCACAGCGGGAGCAACACUUUUGCGGUGCUCGUGCGGGACCGCGCUCUUCUGUACCACUGCAGCAGCGGCGAGUGCUCGGAGGCCCGUCCCAUGCGGCAGAUCGGGAAGCUGACUCGCUUCGAGAGCAUGCUGGGCGGUGAGACGGCUCCGGUGGCCCCCGAUGAUCUCAGCGUCUGCCGCACGCUGGACAAGCGGUUCGUGGACUACUGGGCCUUCCAAGGCGACAUGGGGGGCAGCCAUUUAGUCGAUCAGAUGUACGCUUUGUGUGGCAG